This is a messenger RNA of Erigeron canadensis, 583 nucleotides long. RefSeq names its product cytochrome b-c1 complex subunit 9, mitochondrial-like. Gene Ontology annotation, biological process: mitochondrial electron transport, ubiquinol to cytochrome c. The transcript is spliced from 3 exons. The coding region runs from base 130 to 351 and encodes 73 amino acids. The record is from RefSeq and is a predicted model, not a curated record. NCBI's taxonomy places the organism in Eukaryota, Viridiplantae, Streptophyta, Magnoliopsida, Asterales, Asteraceae.
AGAGCAAUUUUGACUAGAUAAAAAACUAGUCUUCUAAACCACCACCACCACCAAAUAGAAACAUACUUCUUACGAGAACACCAUUUUCCGUCCAGAAGCAAAAGUCCGUCGUCAAUCAUCAUCAUCAUCAUGAAUCCGGCAGCAGCUCCUCGCAGAAGCGGCGGAGUAUUCGAAGGACUAUACAAAGUCCUUAUGCGCCGUAACUCCGUCUACGUCACUUUCGUCAUCGCCGGUGCUUUCAUCGGUGAACGUGCUGUUGAUUAUGGAGUUCAUAAACUAUGGGAGAACAACAAUAUUGGGAAGCGAUACGAGGACAUUUCGGUUCUGGGACAGAGACCAACUGAUGAAUGAAUUGGAUGUGCUUGGAUCACCUGCUGUGUUUGUUUUGUUAACUUCCAUUGAUAUCAGAAGGGGGAAACCUUAUGAAUCUUUUUAAAAUAUUACUUAGAUUCAACAACUUUGCAUAAAAGUUUCUUUUGGGUAUGUUGUGAGAUUCACAUUCUUGCAUUUUCUGAAUAAUUUUUGGCCAUGGUUGUAUUUUAUAUCAAACAAAAACCCAAUACAAAAGUCGGGGUACAUGAUC